CUCGAGAGAAGCAAGAUGGCAGCCCCCGUGGAUCUGGAGUUGAAGAAGGCCUUCACAGAGCUUCAAGCCAAAGUUAUUGACACUCAGCAGAAGGUGAAACUUGCAGACAUACAGAUUGAACAGCUGAACAGAACGAAAAAGCAUGCACAUCUUACAGAUACAGAGAUUAUGACUUUGGUAGAUGAGACUAACAUGUAUGAAGGUGUAGGAAGAAUGUUUAUUCUUCAGUCCAAGGAGGCAAUUCAUAAUGAGCUGUUAGAGAAACAGAAGAUAGCAGAAGAAAAAAUUAAAGAAUUGGAACAGAAAAAAUCCUAUCUGGAGCGGAGUGUGAAGGAAGCUGAGGACAAUAUCCGGGAGAUGCUGAUUUGGCGCGAAGGGCACAGUAGGCAGCCUCUCAGGAACCUCUUAUUUCUGAUCCCUGCCAUUCCUGGCGAGGAGCCUGUGUAGGGAAACUGCUCUGCCUCAGGGACAUUUUAUCUGGAUGGUCUAGUAACCUUAUGUUUUAUGCACGGCCUGGAGCCCCUUUCAAAUCUCAUCCUUAUAUGUUUUAUCCUGGCUCUGCCUGCCACCCUUCUCCCCUGUGGUUGAAUCAUGAACUCCAGGGAAGGGAAGAUGGGAGCCAGGACAGAUAGGGGAGUUCUUCCGGGGCCUACUGCUGGUCACGCCGGUCAGACCAAUAAAAGACAUCUGUCCCCCCAAAAAUAAAAUAAAAUAAAAAUAAA
Messenger RNA from Cervus elaphus (red deer), 722 nucleotides. Its product is annotated as prefoldin subunit 1-like. Gene Ontology annotation, biological process: protein folding. Bases 16 to 447 code for a protein of 143 amino acids. The record is from RefSeq and is a predicted model, not a curated record. Lineage: Eukaryota; Metazoa; Chordata; Mammalia; Artiodactyla; Cervidae. Gene Ontology annotation, cellular component: cytoplasm; prefoldin complex. Gene Ontology annotation, molecular function: protein folding chaperone. The transcript has a single exon.